Molecule: messenger RNA, 747 nt
Organism: Baudoinia panamericana UAMH 10762
Lineage: Eukaryota; Fungi; Ascomycota; Dothideomycetes; Mycosphaerellales; Teratosphaeriaceae
Exons: 1
Source: RefSeq, a predicted model, not a curated record
AUGCAGGCGGCCUUUGAGGAGAGCAUCCGCGACUCUACUGAGGAAGCUGAUGCUUCGCCUGCAUUGUGCGACGUAGAUGCGGAGACUCGACGGAAACAGCUCCUCGAAGCUCAACAAUAUGACGACUCUUGGGCGACAAGAUGGAGACAACCCGCCAACACGCAGCAUCAUCCGGUCAUGAAGCUCAUGGCGCAGGUAGUAUUUGGCCUGCAUCUCCUGCAGCAAGGCCAAGCGAAAUCAAACCCAGAAGUCGUGAAGAUUCUCCAAAUCCAUGUGAAUGAAGUCGACAGUUUCCUCGAGCGUACCUCGCAGGACUUCGACCUUGCUAUAGCGGAUAUUGAAGAACGGCUACGACAUCUUAGAAUGCCAAUGAAUCAUCUCGAUGUCUUCAACAAAUUGCUAGACGAUAAGAAGUUCCGAACGCAGUUGCUGGACGGAAACGACAAGAUCGAGGAGAUCAUUGACCGCACAGCACGCGCGAUGAACGGUGCAUUGUCGGACGUCAAACAAGGGCUCAAGGCCACUCAAGAGCUACGACGUUACCUUAGCAGUGUGGAAAGUGAAUGGCCUCAAGGCGAAGACGACAUUGCCGUGGUUUUUGGCGCAAUGCGCGGGAACGAGCAGGGCUGGACCACGUACAUGAAGGAAUUGCAAACAAAAGGGAACAAGCUCGGCGACAGUCUCAUACAGCUGGGCACCAUUACCGGUCAGAUGUCCAAACUCGCUGCCGCGGCAAGUCGUCGCAAC